AUGUCUGUACUGACUGAGAAAGAGUUUACCGAAGCCCUGCCAAAUAGCUUAGAUUUAUUCGAACUGCCUCCCUAUCAAACCAGCAUCCUGCAACAUUACUACGAGAACGUAAGACCCCUGUCUGUCAUCACUGAUUCCAGUCCGGUGGAAUUUCACAUUCCGAACGGUGGGAAAGACUACAUCGACUUGAGCAAGACUCGACUUCACGUCAAACUGAAAGUCACUCAUACCGACAAAACACCAUUAGCCGAUAAAGAAAAAGUAGGACCCGUCAACCUCACUUUACAAAGCUUGUGGAGUCAGGUGAGCGUGUUCCUUCAGGGUCAACAGGUCAGUUCCAGCAAUGGCGGUUAUCCAUACAAAGCUCUCAUGGAAACUCUCCUCGACUACGGCGCCGAUGCUAAGGCCGGUCAACUGACCAGUCAACUGUAUUACAAAGAUUUGGGUAUCACCGUGGACGAGUUUAAUUCCGGGGACCCCUAUGCCGGUGGGAAUGAUGGCCUCAUCAAUCGUGGAGGCGUUAUCGCCGAAAGCAAGUCGCUCACCCUAACAGGACCCCUCAUGGAAGUCAUGUUCGGUUUCGAUCGUCAUCUGGUGAAUGGCGUGGACGUGGGUCUGAAACUGUUUCGCUCCAACACGUCCUUUGUUUUGUUGUCCGAUGAGACCGAUAAAAAUUACACUGUUGAACUACAAGAUGUGUACCUAAAAGUAUGCAAACUGAGAAUCAACAACGCUCUAAUUGUGGCUCACAACAAGCAGUUCGAAAAAGGUAACGCCCUGUACCCGUAUGAACGAUCCGUUGUCAAGAUGGCCUCGGUUGCCUCGUCCAGUCUGAGUUUCAACUGGGACGCCAUGUUUCAAGACGAAGUUCCCAGUCGACUCAUUGUUGCCAUGGUGAGGUCCGAUGGGGUGAACGGAUCGUACACGGUCAAUCCCUUCUGUUUCCAAGGUAACGUCGUUAAAUGCAUGGGACUGUACUUGAACGGUACCAGUGUACCUGCACGUCCGUUAGAGUCGGACGACAUCGAGGCUUAUGCCAACCUGUACGACUGGAAUAACGAAUGGCACAAAGACAAAGGUUUGAACUUGGACCGCACGGAAUUUUCCAUAGGUCAUGCCUUGUACGUGUUUAACCUGCAAGACAUCCAAGGUGACAGAGGGGAAUAUCUGAAUCUGGUCAAGUCGGGUAAUCUGAGAUUAGAAGUCCAGUUUGCUCAAGCCCUCGCCCAUACCUUCAACGUCAUCGCCCUGGCUAAAUUUCCAGCUCUCCUCGAAAUCGAUCAAAGCCGCAACCUGUUUCUGAAGUAG
Haliotis rubra (blacklip abalone) is the source of this 1308-nucleotide messenger RNA. RefSeq lists its product as uncharacterized. NCBI's taxonomy places the organism in Eukaryota, Metazoa, Mollusca, Gastropoda, Lepetellida, Haliotidae. The transcript has a single exon. The coding region runs from base 1 to 1308 and encodes 435 amino acids. The record is from RefSeq and is a predicted model, not a curated record.